CGUAGGUCAUGAGAGGCCCGUGGACUCGGGCUUGGGGCCGCAGGGAUACCAUGGUGCCGGGCCCGUGGCGACGGCGGCGGCCGGAGGAGCUGCAGGUUCCGGGGGACGCGAAGCGGGUGUGCAGGAGACUCGAGACGGCUGGGCAGGAGCGAGGCUGCCCCCCGGUGAAGGUGAGCACCCCCAUGUCCUGGAGCGGCGAGGGGCUCCCUGACAGCGGCCAGCGGUGGCCACGCGUGGGGAUUCCUCACAACGGUGGAAGGAACUCGGCCCAGCCUUGCCCGAGAUGUAUUGCGGGGGAAUCUGGACAUCUUAGCCACACGGAGAACUUUUAGAAGGUGCAAGCGGGAAGGCUCCGGUCUGGGUUCCAGCCAUCCACGUGCCGGCGAGUGUCGUGUCCUGGACGGACGUGGGCGCCCACCUGUUCACGCUGCCGCCCGUUGUCCUCUCGCUCGGGUGACCCCCGUGUCCACUACGCCAGAGCCAGGAGGACCCCGUCCCCUCAGAGGAGCCUUCCGACCGUUGUUACCUGCCACAGCCUCCUUUCAGAUGCAUCGUUUGCAUCAUGUCAAAGUUAAAAAAAGAUCCAGUGUCAGAUUCCCUAUGAGGUUUGAGGGCCCAGUGGCUCAUGGAGCUUCGUCCGGGCUCUUCCGCCAGGCUUUCCGGUUGUUUUGUGGGUGUGUCCAGGGCUGCUUGUGCUCUUUUUUAACUAAAAGACUUAUUUUUAUAUUUAAAAUACUCUAUAAUCUUAACCUGGAUUUUACUAAAUGCUGGUAUCCAAUCUGUUCCGUGUAAUUCCCCAACCGAAGUUGUCAGGCACAGGGCU
Puma concolor (puma) is the source of this 823-nucleotide messenger RNA. NCBI's taxonomy places the organism in Eukaryota, Metazoa, Chordata, Mammalia, Carnivora, Felidae. The record is from RefSeq and is a predicted model, not a curated record.